AUUAAACUUGUCGAAUCAUUUGCAGCCCAAUUGAAUACAAUUUGCGAUGCCAUAAGCGGUCUCUGUGGUCACAAGAACUAAUCUCGCUCUACUCAUAUCCUCCUCUCCAUACCGCUUCCAAUGAGCCACUGAAACCGCAACGUGGCCCCUCUCCGGGUCAGCGCAACGGGACAACAUGACCUCUCUAAAGCAAUUCAUUCGCAAUGUGCGAGCGUCAAAGACCAUCGCCGACGAACGAGCCGUCGUUCAAAAGGAGAGCGCAGCAAUCCGAGCCAGCUUCCGCGAAGAAAGUCACGAUUCAAACAUAAGGAGGAACAAUGUCGCCAAACUUCUCUACCUCUUCACGCUCGGCGAGCGUACACAUUUCGGUCAGAUCGAAUGCCUCAAACUACUCGCCUCCCCUCGAUUCGCGGACAAACGCUUGGGCUACCUGGGGACUAUGCUCUUGUUGGAUGAGAACCAGGAGGUCUUGACUUUAGUGACGAAUUCGUUGAAGAACGAUCUGAACCACUCCAACCAAUAUGUUGUUGGCCUUGCUCUUUGCACCCUUGGAAACAUUGCGUCCAUCGAAAUGUCCCGAGACCUCUUCCCCGAGAUUGAAACGCUAAUAUCGACUGGGAACCCCUACAUUCGUCGAAAAGCGGCCUUAUGCGCAAUGAAAAUAUGCCGCAAGGUUCCAGACCUCCAGGAACAUUUUUUGGAAAAGGCGAAAUUGCUUCUACAGGACAGAAAUCACGGGGUUUUGCUCUGCGGCAUUACCCUGAUCGCUAACAUGUGUGAAUUUGAUGAAGCAGAGGGUGAAGAAGGCCUGGUCGAGAUGUUCCGACCUGUUGUCCCUCACCUUGUUAGAACAUUGAAAAGUCUGACCAGCUCCGGUUACACUCCUGAGCACGAUGUUUCCGGCAUCACUGAUCCGUUUCUGCAAGUCAAAAUCCUGCAAUUGCUGAGAGUACUUGGGAGAGGUGAUGCUGCAACGAGUGAAUUGAUGAACGACAUUCUGGCCCAAGUAGCCACCAACACCGAGUCUACCAAGAAUGUCGGAAAUGCAAUUCUGUACGAGUCCGUUCUCACCAUCCUUGAUAUCGAAGCCGACUCCGGACUGCGCGUUCUGGGGGUUAAUAUCUUGGGAAAAUUCCUGGCAAACAAAGACAACAACAUUCGCUAUGUUGCAUUAAAUACUUUGAUCAAGGUUGUUGCGAUUGAGCCGAAUGCAGUCCAGCGGCACCGAAACACCAUUCUAGAGUGUCUGAGAGACCCAGAUAUUUCCAUUCGCCGACGAGCUCUGGAUCUUAGCUUCACUUUGAUUCGGGAAGACAAUGUUCGUGUACUGGUGCGGGAAUUGCUUGCCUUUUUGGAAGUUGCGGACAAUGAAUUCAAGUCCGUCAUCACCACACAAAUUGGGAUUGCUGCUGAUCGUUUCGCUCCUAACAAACGGUGGCAUAUCGACACCAUGCUCAGAGUGGUCAAAUUAGCCGGCAACUACGUGAGGGAGCAAAUCCUGUCAUCCUUUAUCCGACUCAUCGCUACGUCACCCGACCAGCAAUCAUACUCGGUCCAGAAGUUGUACUCGGCUUUGAAGGCCGACAUCACCCAGGAAGCCUUGACUCUAUCUGGGGUUUGGGUCAUUGGUGAGUUUGGGGACGCGCUCCUCCAAGGGGGGUCGUAUGAAGAGGAAGAAUUGGUGAAGGAAGUCAGGGAAAGCGAUAUUGUCGACCUUUACUACACGAUAUUGAACUCAACAUAUGCGAAUCAGGUUGUGACUGAAUUUAUCAUCACGUCUUCCAUGAAACUGACCACCAGAUUAACCGAUCAGUCACAAAUUGAGAGGAUACGACGACUGAUGCAAUCGAGGACGUCUGAUCUAAGUGUCGAGAUCCAGCAACGAGCGGUGGAGUACAGUAAUCUCUUCGGAUAUGAAUCCAUACGUCGCGGUGUCUUGGAGAGAAUGCCACCACCAGAAAUCAAGGAGGAACAGCGUGUGCUUGGACAGGCGACUACCCCAGCCAAGGACAAACGAAAGACGCUGAAGGCAAAAGCAAACACCAAGGUAUCCAAGACCACCGAAUCAGACAUGCUUCUGGAUCUUAUGGGCGGUUCGGAUGUACCAGCAGUGAGUGCUAGCGCUACACUCAACGGUCAGCAACAAACUGCAGACCUCCUUGCCGACAUUCUUGGUGGUGGACCCGCCGUUUCGAGCCCUCCACCGCAAGUCAAAAGUCCAGUACCAACUUCCAACACCGAUUCCAUCAUGGACUUAUUUGGUAAUGGUACAGCCAAGGCUGCCAGUCCCGCUCCUUCAGGUCCACCGGCACAUCCGGCUUACAAUAAGAACGACCUGGUGGUUUUCAUGCAGAUAUCGAAGAAUAGUUCUGGGGCCCAGAUCGUCGCUCGCUUCAAGAACAACUCAUCUUUUGAGAGCAUGACGGGCGUGGGCCUCCAGGCGGCGGUGCCGAAGAGUCAGAAAUUGACUCUGCAGGCCAUUAAUCGGAGCACCCUUUCUGGUGGUGACGAAGCUACGCAAGCCAUGAAGGUCGUUGCAGCGACUGGAUCCCUGCCUCCGAAACUCCGAUUGCGUCUGAAGAUAUCCUACACCAAAGAAGGAGGGGCGCCAGUGACGGAACAGGUCGACUGGACCGAGCCAUGAUCUUGCUUGAGCAUAGUUCGCAUAUACAUUCUCAGAUGUACAUCUGGCACAGAAUCGCAGAAGAAGUGAACCAAAUCCGCUUGACGUUACAAGUCUUCCUAGACUACGUAGAGCCUCUCGGUUGGAUCGGCUUGUCUCCCGUGUGGAAAUGCCCUUCGACAAGCACCUAUGUAUUCCGAUGCCAACCGUUGAAGACGGAAGCCCUUCCGCAUUCAAGUGCCUUGUACCGGUUCUUGCCAGAUACCCGAGCCACGUUCUAUACCUAGAUAGUCAUCGAUCUUUGCCCUGAUUCCCCGUAGUUUCUGACCUUAUAG
Messenger RNA from Exophiala oligosperma, 2958 nucleotides. RefSeq lists its product as uncharacterized. The record is from RefSeq and is a predicted model, not a curated record. Gene Ontology annotation, biological process: Golgi to vacuole transport; intracellular protein transport; receptor-mediated endocytosis. The transcript has 5 exons. Gene Ontology annotation, molecular function: clathrin-cargo adaptor activity. Gene Ontology annotation, cellular component: AP-1 adaptor complex; Golgi apparatus; membrane coat. NCBI's taxonomy places the organism in Eukaryota, Fungi, Ascomycota, Eurotiomycetes, Chaetothyriales, Herpotrichiellaceae. The coding region runs from base 176 to 2644 and encodes 822 amino acids.